Messenger RNA from Amoebophrya sp. A120, 2081 nucleotides. The record is from the annotation of a GenBank genome assembly. Lineage: Eukaryota; Dinophyceae; Syndiniales; Amoebophryaceae.
UGUCGUGCUCUCAAGAACAGAGGUUGUUCGUUGUAGCGCUAUUUCCUUUUUGCUGCACUAGCACGAGAAAGCGAGGAUCUGCGUCGAGAACAACAUGCCGGGUCCCGAAAACUUCGACGGUGACACCUUCGCGAAGCAGAAGGCUGGGCUCAACAAGGUGAAGCCCGCCGCGGGGGGUGCUACCGGGCCGGAUCAAGCCAUGUUGAAGGUAAUUAGACAUACUUGGACUUUUUGAAUUUGAUUGAAAAGGCACCGUUUUUCACUGUAUGAAUGAAUCUUCACGAUCAUCAUCAUGUGCAAUGAUAGUGAAUCACUGUCGACAGAAGUAUAUUGAUACCCUACAUGGAUUUUCAGCCCCUGAUGGAUUUGUACACGAAGCAGAAGGGAUAUGGAAGUGUCAGAAUCGAAAUUGACAAAAUCGAAAAAUUUGUGAUGCACAAAAUCGAUACCAGUUGAAGCCUCAGCUUUCAAGUGGCGCAUGACAAAUUUCGGGAGCACCAAAAUCCAGUUUGUCAUGCUGUUUGGGCAAAGAAGACUGCUCCUGUCAUGCUACGCUGGCAGCGCAUUGCAUACCCCUCAACACGCUUACAAUCGGUCUCAUUUGCCUGCUCCCCAUUACAGGCGUUCAGUGCCCUACAUUUUACGCAUCACAAAUUUUUCGAUUUUGUCGAUUUCGAUCCUGACACAUCCAUAAGGGAGAUUUGGCUGCGCUGGCCAAGGAGACCAAGUCUUCCGAAGCUCUCAUGAAGAAGAAGCCGGUAUCAAAAUGCAAAUGCCCCGUCCCCUCCCCCAACGGCCACAUGUUUGUAUUGCGAAAUUUCCAAAACGGAAGGUUUUUGUCUUGCAUGACUCUCGUCCGCGGGAGACUCUAGGCCUGCGUAGCAUCUCUUAAGACAAGAGCAGAAUCCCCCCUCUUACUGGAUAGGAUUUUUUUGCAACACAAACUUUCGCCAUGCUGCAUCAACAAUUUGCUUUGGUAGGAUCACAAGCAUGAGCGGGAAUGUCUCCUUUGGAAAGAAUGGCAACACAAAUACUCCGUCCGAGGCUUGGGGUCGGGGCGUUUCUCACUAUGAUAUCCGCCGAAGGACGCCAAGGAUUUCGCAGUCAAGAUGCUGGAGGGCGCGUACGCAUUGGCUUGAGCGGGAGAAUAUUUUUCAGCCGGAUGUUGAGUCGUGAACAUGAUGAAUCAACACAAAUGUGCUGGCUCACAAAACAUUGACCGGCAGGCCGCGCAGUUUUUUUGGAGGGGAGACGAAGUUCUUAAUUCUAAGUGGUCGCUGAACUACCUAAUUAUAUAUAAAUUAUCCAGGCGAUAGUGAUAGUACAAAACAAAAAUUUUUCCUUGUGGUUUUCUCUCUUUGCUCGUUUUUUUUUGGUUGGGCCAAGGAUGCGAUUAGAGUUGUGACAACGACGACGCGGCGCUAACUUACUUCGAAAUAAAUAGAUUUCGGCCCUGACGCGCGACGUACUAUGGUUGGUUUUUGCUUACGAAUGUCUUUCUUGUAAGGCAAUCCGUCUCAAACUCAACUUUUUUGCGCAAUUUUUUGCUCUACCAGCAAAAAGAGCAGAGAAACUAUAAUUUAUAGCGUUGUCAAAAUAUCCAUUUUUUUCCGGUCUUGAAGUUUCCGGACGACGACGAGAUAAAAUAUGUCAGUCUUGCUUCGUACUAUACUAGAAUCAUCAAUAGUUUUUCAUCCCGACUUCAUCUUCGGGGGAAGACUACACACGCUGGAGCUUUUGAGAAUCUAAAGUAUCUGACGAGGAAGACCAGAUCAGAAAAAAGAAUGCCUCAGCAUCUAGUUCGCAUGUCCACUUCGUAGCUGCCGCUUGUUCGUGUUUCUGGAUAAAGGCAUUUCGUUGGACGCAAAACGCGAGCAUAAGCCCGACUUCAGAAGUCGUUGAUAAUCUUUAGAAGAAGCCAUUAGAUUUUCGUGCCAGGAGAUGACAAGCAACACAAGAUCUUCGUGGGUCAUUUGAAAUUCGUUCACCAUCAGGAACCGACCCGUUGCUCUCGUCGCUGGUCUUUCCUACUUCGUGCUGCAAGUGCAAACUAAUAGUAAUAAAUAUCGCUCGUCGUUGUA